Messenger RNA from Betta splendens (Siamese fighting fish), 3860 nucleotides. RefSeq names its product RUN and FYVE domain containing 2 (gene rufy2). Gene Ontology annotation, molecular function: metal ion binding. Gene Ontology annotation, cellular component: cytoplasm. The coding region runs from base 449 to 2551 and encodes 700 amino acids. The transcript has 19 exons. The record is from RefSeq and is a predicted model, not a curated record. NCBI's taxonomy places the organism in Eukaryota, Metazoa, Chordata, Actinopteri, Anabantiformes, Osphronemidae.
GAGCGGCGGCUGGAGCCAUUACGUAGUGCUGCCUUUGUGUGUACUGUGAGCCGUGUGACACCGCCCCUCCGGACGGUGCAGCCGCGCUGUCAGAAGCCAGCUCUCGGUUAGAUGUGCUGGCUGUAAACAACAUCUCUGCAGCACCAUGUUGUUCGGAAAACGCACGUUCGCCGCGCAGCAUUUUUCCGCCCGGUCGCCGCCGGUGCCGCGGGUCAGCAUGUAGAACGACGCUCAUCGACACGCUUUGCAGUCCGUGAACGCUACGACGGCAGCGGUUGGUUUUCCGUGGACACGCACGCGACCUGUCAUUGAUUUGGAGGGUGGCAUUACAGGUGUUUCUGUACCGCGGCCGUGACAAUGGUCGCCGGCUGAAUUGUGCUAGCUUGCUAACGGCUAACGAAUCGUGCGACUAGCGGUUAUCGCCGCGUUCUCCGAGCGGCGCGUGAACAUGGCUUCGGCCGCGGACCACGACCUGGCGCUGUCCGAAGCCGACGGCAGCAAGGAGAAGGGCCAGGUGUUUGGGAUCCUGAGGCUGCAGGAGGAGAGAUGUGGCGCCGGGGAUAAGGCUGGCAGCACGGCGAGGAGCGGAGGCGGGGGAGACGGGCGAUGGCAGGCUCCCAUCUUCGCCCUCGCCAGGAAAGCAUCCGAGACCAUUUCAGGGAGCAUUCACGUCCUGCCCAAAGUGUCGGACGACAGGGCGUCUCUGCCGGGGGACUGGACCGUCCACGCCCUGCGAGACCCCAUGGCCAUGGAGCGAGCCAACCUGCUCAACAUGGCCAAGUUGAGCAUUAAAGGGCUGAUUGAGUCUGCGCUGAGCUUCGGGCGAACUCUGGACUCGGACUACCCACCACUCCAGCAGUUCUUUGUUGUCAUGGAACACUGCCUCAAACACGGCCUCAGAGUGAAAAAGUCCUUCCUGGGCUUUAACAAGUCUCUGUGGGGGCCUCUGGAGCUGGUGGAGAAACUGUGUCCUGAAGCAGCAGAGAUCUCUGCGUCUGUUCGAGACCUGCCUGGACUAAAGACUCCUCUGGGAAGGGCCAGGGCGUGGCUGCGUCUUGCUCUGAUGCAGAAACGACUGGCAGACUAUCUGCGAUUACUCAUCACCAGGAAAGACCUGCUCAGUGAUUUCUAUGAGAACUCGGCGUUGAUGCUGGAGGAGGAGGGAGCGGUGAUCGUGGGCCUGCUGGUGGGCCUGAACGUCAUCGAUGCCAACCUGUGUGUCAAAGGCGAGGACCUGGACUCUCAGGUCGGUGUCAUCGACUUCUCCAUGUACCUGAAAAACGACAUUGAUGAUUACAGGAGUGAAGAGAGGAAUAGCCAGAUAGCAUCCAUCUUGGAUCAGAAGAACUAUGUGGAGGAACUGAACCGACAGCUCAACUCCACUGUCCAAGGGCUUCAGGGCAGAGUCGACUCUCUGGAAAAGUCCAACUCGAAGCUCAUAGAGGAGCUGGCCAUAGCCAAGAACAGCAUCAUCAAACUGCAGGAGGAGAACCAGCAGCUGAGGAGUGAAAACACCCUGAUUCUAUUGAAGGCACAACAACAUCUAGAGGUAACUCAAGGCGAUGUGUCCGUGGAGAGAGACACAUACAAACAGUCCCGCCAGGGCCUGGAUGAGAUGUACAAUGAGGCCCGGAGGCAGCUGAAGGAGGAGUGCCAGCUCCGACAGGACGUGGAGAACGAGUUAGUAGUGCAGGUGUCGAUGAAACAGGAAAUGGAACUGGCCAUGAAACUUCUGGAAAAAGACAUUCACGAAAAGCAGGACACACUGAUCGGACUGAGACAGCAGCUGGAUGAAGUCAAAGCCAUCAAUGUAGAAAUGUACCAGAAAAUGCAGUCAUCUGAUGAAGAGAUGAAAAAGAAGAACGAUGUGAUCAGUCGCCUGGAGGAGAAGACCAAUCAGAUCACCGCCACCAUGAAGCAGCUGGAGCAAAGAUUACAGGAGGCAGAGCGGCACCGCACCUCGGCCGAGGAGGGAACCAGACGCUUCAAGUUGGACUUUGCCAACAAGGCGGACAGCCUGCAGCGGCAGAUCGAACACAGAGAAAAGCAGCUCCAGCAGUUGGAUACAGACCUGAAGAUCGAGAGGGAGUGGAGUCAGACAUUACAAAGUGAUCUAGACAGACAGAGAGAAAACGUGGCUCAGCUGAGCACGGAGGCCCUGCAGAUCAACGGACUCAAAAAGGAGUUCCAUCGUCUCCAGGAUGAAAAUAUUCAGCUGAAGAUGAUCUGUGAAGACCAGGAGCGAGCUCUCGAGGAACUGGGCUCCAAACUAAGCGAAUCCAAACUCAAGAUUGAGGACAUCAAAGAAGCCAACAAAGCUCUUCAGGGUGGGCAGGUUUGGUUGAAGGACAAGGACGCCAGCCACUGUAAGCUCUGUGAGAAGGAGUUCUCCAUUUCAAGACGAAAGCACCACUGUAGAAACUGUGGAGAGAUUUUCUGCAACAGCUGCUCUGACAAUGAGCUUCCUCUGCCUGCCUCACCCAAACCAGUCAGAGUCUGUGACACCUGCCACGGCCUCCUCCUCCAGAGAUGCUCCUCCAACCCAACAUAGGUGUCAGGACGACUCCCAUCCAUCAGAGAUCACCCUCCUAACAACUUUAAGAUGUACUGAAAGUGAAACUUCACCAACUGUGACGAGCUGCAACGGCUAAAUGCAGCUCGACCAAACAUUUAGUUAGUACUAAUGUAUGCACCAAGCCUCGAACUGUAAACAGCCAAACAGGUGAGAUUAUAGAAUUUAUACAUGCAGCAGUCUAUGGCGUGCUUGUUCCUGUUGUUGAGUCGGAUGCAGCACCACAGUGUAACAACAGUGGACUUUGUACCUGCCAUGGUCAGAGGUGUUCACACCGAGGUAGCAUUAAAUUAUACAACACCGGGUCAGACAUCCUGCGUGCUGAGACACAGUUAGUUUUCAGCUGGUUGAUCUCUGCUGAAACAGGCAUCAGGCAAGUUCCCCAAAGUCUGUGUCCAAGAAACUGAAACAGUGUCAAGAAACAGCGUUUGUGCCAUUUGUGCCUGUUCAAUGCGACAAAUAAAUCACGUACUUGUGCUUCUUGUGUUGCCAAAACAAGCUCUGCAUUUUUAGAAGUAUUACAUAAUUCAAAGUAGCAACACUAGAGCAAGUAGAGACGAGCUAGUGAUUUAAGCCAGCGGUGCGAGUAGCAACAGAUGACAUCAUGGCGUUUGAUAGGUGAAUUAAAUUAAAUGAAAGACUUCCUGUCUGACUGGCUCUGGAACCACUUCUGUGACAAGUAUCAGUCAACAAAGCCACAAAGUGUUUGUAACUAUACUGCCUGUGAUAUAAAACCAUUUGAGAGUAUUUAUAUUUUAUGCAUGUUAAUAUUUCAGAGGACUAAUGCGUAGAUGAAGAACCACAUUUUACUGCUGCUCUCUUACAGAGAGGCAAUGUUUGAGACGCUAAACUAUGUUUUUUAUAUACAUAUAAAUCAACAAUGAGAUGUUUGUCUAACUAAUGCUCAUGAUGCUGAAAGUUAGUUUCCAGGGAUGGAUUAUGUGAAGUUCCUCUGCACAAUUCUUUUGUACUUAAAUGUUUACAAAAUGUGAUCCUCCCGAACAGACCUGGUGUGUUAAAGUGCUAUAAUAUUUAAACUAUUACAAGUGCAUCGUAUUGUUAAAUACUACAAGCAGAUAUUUCUGAGCUGCACCAGGGCUGAAUUGAUUUGUAGUCUUUCCUCUGUUCCAGCUUUUAUUGGGACGUGUACAGAGUUGUAUAUACAUAAUGUUCAUAAUCACUGUGGCCCCUUAGCUUCCUGAAUCCCACCAGUUUAAUAUUACUCCAUUGCCAACAGUACGUUGCCUUGGCUGUGUAGCAUUUUAUGAUUAAACCAAGCUACAAAACA